Pecten maximus is the source of this 789-nucleotide messenger RNA. Its product is annotated as feeding circuit activating peptides-like. The coding region runs from base 1 to 789 and encodes 262 amino acids. The record is from RefSeq and is a predicted model, not a curated record. Lineage: Eukaryota; Metazoa; Mollusca; Bivalvia; Pectinida; Pectinidae. The transcript is spliced from 2 exons.
AUGGAGAAAGCACCAGUUCUAAAAACCGAGCGGAUCAAAGUUGGUGACCCGAGAGUGUUUGGGAGAAAGCUGGGCGGGUCUCAGGUGUUUGGGAGAAAGCUGGGCGGGUUUCAGGUGUUUGGGAGAAAGCAGGGAGGGUAUCAGGUGUUUGGGAGAAAGCAGGGAGGGUAUCAGGUGUUUGGGAGAAAGCUGGGCGGGUUUCAGGUGUUUGUGAGAAAGCUGGGCGGGUUUCAGGUGUUUGGGAGAAAGCAGGGAGGGUAUCAGGUGUUUGGGAGAAAGCAGGGAGGGUAUCAGGUGUUUGGGAGAAAGCUGGGCGGGUUUCAGGUGUUUGGGAGAAAGCUGGGCGGGUUUCAGGUGUUUGUGAGAAAGCUGGUCGGGUCUCGGGUGUUUGGGAGAAAACUGGGUGGGUUUCAGGUGUUUGGGAGAAAGCUGGGCGGGUUUCAGGUGUUUGGGAGAAAACUGGGUGGGUUUCAGGUGUUUGGGAGAAAGCAGGGAGGGUAUCAGGUGUUUGGGAGAAAACUGGGUGGGUUUCAGGUGUUUGGGAGAAAGCAGGGCGGGUUUCAGGUGUUUGGGAGAAAGCAGGGCGGGUCUCGGGUGUUUGGGAGAAAGCUGGGCGGGUUUUCAGGUGUUUGGGAGAAAGCAGGGAGGGUUUUAGGUGUUUGGGAGAAAGUUGGGCGAGUCUCGGGUGUUUGGGAGAAAGCUGGGCGGGUUUUCAGGUGUUUGGGAGAAAGCUGGGCGGGUUUCAGGUGUUUGGGAGAAAGUUGGGCGGGUCUCGGGUGUUUGGGAUAA